Messenger RNA from Culex quinquefasciatus (southern house mosquito), 4191 nucleotides. RefSeq lists its product as uncharacterized. The transcript has a single exon. The record is from RefSeq and is a predicted model, not a curated record. Gene Ontology annotation, molecular function: nucleic acid binding. Bases 1 to 4191 code for a protein of 1396 amino acids. NCBI's taxonomy places the organism in Eukaryota, Metazoa, Arthropoda, Insecta, Diptera, Culicidae. Gene Ontology annotation, biological process: DNA integration.
AUGUGGACGUGCCCGAUUGCUGCACGCUGCAGUACGUGUGGUGGUAGGCACCACUCGUUGAUCCACCCCGAGAAGCCAGCGGGUGUCCGUGGUUCGGCAUCGAACAGGCCGGCCCCGGUGGUGCAGCAGGCUGCUGGUUCUAGCGUACCGUCAGCAGGGACGGGAACGGCCAGCACACCGCAGGCUCUGACGAGCUCUGUGGCAACCAUUUACGCUGCAAACGUGGCAGCGGAGUCGAGGAGGAUUCACGUCUUCUUAUCGACGGUUCUCGUUUCGGUGAAAGACUGCAACGGAAAGUUGCACACGGCGAGAGCACUUCUUGAUAGCGGGUCGCAGGCAAAUUUGAUCUCGGAGCGGCUGUGCCAUAUGCUGCGAUUGCCCCGUAAGAAGGUCAGCGUACCGAUAUCCGGUGUCGGCAGCGCACGGAUGCAGGUUGACAGCUCGGCGUCGGCAAUAAUUGCCUCGCGCGUCUCGAACUAUACCGUACCGAUGGAGUUUCUGGUACUGAAACGAGUAACCGAGGACCAGCCGUCGGCAACGAUUGCCAUCGGCGAGUGGAACCUCCCGUCGGAUAUGGUUCUGGCGGAUCCCGGUUUCAACAAGCGCGCUCCGAUUGACCUGCUGUUGGGAUUGGAGCACUUCUAUGAGUUCUUGCUGUUGAAUGGUGGUCAGGUGCAGAUCCAGCGUCCUGGUGAAGGUCUUCCGCUGUUUGUCAACACGGUUUUUGGUUGGAUAGCAGCAGGGAAGACGGACUUGGGAAGCCUCAACCCUGUCCCGAGUUGUCAUGUUUCGGUUAACGCGACUCUGGAGGAGAAAAUCGAGCGAUUUUGGACCAUCGAAGAGCUGCAGGAGGCACCGAAGCAGACACAAGAAGAGCAGGAUUGCGAGGAGCACUUCCAGACGACGUUUUCACGCGACACUACGGGAAGGUACGUGGUGCGGCUUCCGAAGCGCUUGGGCUUCGAGAAGAUGAUCGGCGAAUCCAGGGAUAUGGCGGUGCGACGAUUGAUGCAGCUCGAGCGCAGGCUCGGUAAAGACGAAGGGCUUCGGGUGCGUUACAGCGAAGCGAUCCACACUUAUCUCGAGCAGGACCACAUGAGAUUGGUAUCGGAGGAGGAGCUGAAGGGCGACACGCGCCUUGAGUGCUACCUUCCUCACCAUCCGGUGUUCAAGGAAUCGAGCACAACUACGAAGAUUCGACCGGUGUUCGAUGGUUCGGCGAAGACGACGUCAAAUCAUUCGUUGAAUGAAGCGCUCAUGGUGGGCCCAGUUCUCCAGGACCCGCUUUUUGACCUGGUGCUUCGUUUCCGGAAGAAGCAGGUUGCUCUCGUCGCUGACAUCGAGAAGAUGUACUUGCAGGUCAAGGUGCAUUCCGACGACACCCCUCUGCAGCGGAUCUUGUGGAGGCCGUCACCGUCGGAGCCCAUUCGGACUUACGAGAUGCUUCGGGUCACUUUCGGCCUGGCCCCAUCGUCGUACCUAGCGACAAGAUGUCUCCAGCAACUGGCGCAUGAUGAAGGUGAAGUGUACCAACGUGCGAGGGAAGCUCUGCUGCGGGAUUUCUACGUCGACGACUUCAUCGGAGGAGCGGAGUCCGAGGAAGAAGCGCUUUUGCUGCGGCAAGAGCUGGAGCAGCUGCUGCCGAAGGGCGGUUUCAGGCUGCGCAAGUGGGUGUCAAACGCCACAGGGGCGUUGGCGGGGCUAGCUGCGGACGAUCUGGGGACGCAGACCAAGCUCAACUUCGACCAGGAGCAGGUGAAGACGCUGGGCAUCAACUGGCAACCUGGGCCAGAUGUGCUGGGAAUCGACGUGUCGAGUUUGUCCGUGAGCGGACCGUGGACCAGAAGAAGGGUCUACUCGAUAAUCGCCCAGCUGUGGGAUCCGAGCGGAAUCACUGCCCCGGUGAUAUCAUGGGCCAAAAUCCGGAUGCAGCUGCUGUGGGUAGCGACGCAAGGGUGGGACGACCCGUUGGCGCCUUCGCUGGCGACACAAUGGACGGAAUUCCACCAGCAACUACCCGAGUUAGCCAAGAUAGCAGUCGACAGGUGCGCAUUCGUGGAGAAUCCAGCGCACGUCGAGUUCCAUGUGUUUGCGGACGCAUCGGAGGCUGCAUACGGAGCAUGCAUAUACGUUCGCUCAGUUGACCCAUCAGGACGGGUCAAGAUUUGCCUGUUGGCGGCGAAGUCGCGGCCUGCAGGUUUGAAGAAGGUCACUCUAGCAAGACUGGAGCUGUGCGCGGCUCUGAUGGCAGCGAGGCUGUACAGUAGAGUGGUCCAAGCUCUCAAGAUGGAGGGUACGGAAACUUGGUUUUGGUCAGAUUCGACAGUCGUGCUGGCGUGGCUCAAGUCGCCAUCGUACGUCUGGCCAACGUUCGUCGCGAACCGAGUCUCGCACAUUCAGGAGCUGACGAAGGGACAUCGUUGGAACCAUGUCAAGGGGACGGAGAAUCCGGCGGACCUCGUUUCGCGCGGCGUGAUGCCGAAGGAUCUCGUUGGACUGCGUCUGUGGUUUCAAGGUCCGCACUGGUUGGGGGCAUUCGAGGAGUAUUGGAGCAAGGCGAAGCACGAGGAGACCGAAGAUCCGGCCGAAGAACUGUUGGAGAAGAAGAAGAACAUUCUGGUGGUGUCGGAAUCCCCGGAACCUCACCCGCUCAUCGAUCGCUACGCGUGCUAUUGGAAGCUGCUGAGGAUCACGGCGUACUGCAUGAGGUUUGCUCGGAACUGUCAGCGUCGCAAGAAGCCAUCCACAACGUCGUACCUCACCGUCGGCGAGCUGAAGGAAGCCAAACUGGCGCUGGUGCGCAGUGUGCAGCAGGAACCUUUCGCCACGGAGAUCAAGGCACUCGCGAACCACCGACUCGUGCCCGCCCAUUCGUCGUUGAAGCUGUUGAACCCGUUUCUGGAUCAGCAGGGCGUACUCCGUGUUGGUGGCCGGCUUAGACUCGCAGGCGAAUCGUUUUCCACCCGGCAUCCCAUGAUACUCCCCAACAGUCACACUUUCACGCGACAAGUAGCCGUCGCGUACCACGCAAUUUCCCUCCACUCUGGUCCUCGCAUGACGCUCGCUCAAGUUCGCCAGGAGUUUUGGCCGCUAAGUGGCAAACAACUGGCAACCUACACGUAUCGGAACUGUGUGCGAUGUUUCCGAAGCAACCCUGUCCCUGUCAAGCAACCCCCUGGCCAACUCCCAAAGCCUCGUACAACUCCCUCUCGUCCGUUCACCGUCACCGGUGUAGAUUAUUGUGGCCCGGUCUACCUGAAGCCCGCACACCGUCGAGCAGCUGCGCUGAAGGCGUACAUCGCCGUGUUCGUGUGCUUCAGCACAAAAGCGGUCCACCUUGAGCUUGUAGGGGAUCUGACGACCGCGGCGUUUCUUGCGGCCCUGCGACGUUUCGUUGCGCGCCGAGGCCUGCCCUCGGAAGUCCACUCGGACAACGGCCUGAACUUUCAGGGAGCUAGCAACCAUCUGCGAGAGCUCUACGAUUUGUUGCAAGACCCUACGGUGAUCGAGGAGGUCACCAACGAAGCUUCUCGUCGUGGCAUCGACUGGAAGUUUAUCCCACCGAGAGCGCCGAAUUUCGGUGGCUUGUGGGAGGCGGCGGUAAAGUCCGCCAAGACGUCGCUCAUCCGCGUGCUCGGCCAGCGACAACUCUCGUUCGAGGACAUGAUUACUGUCCUCGCGCAAAUCGAAGCAGCGAUGAAUUCCCGUCCGCUCACUCCACUUUCCGAGGAUCCGGACGAGUUGGACGUGCUCACACCAGGGCACUUUCUGACCGGAACGUCGCUGCUGGCGAUCCCAGAUCCGGACUAUUCGGACAUCCCCACGAACCGGCUGCAGCAUUACCAGCAGCUGCAACAACUGGUGCAGCAGCACUGGAAGCGGUGGAGGCGAGAGUACAUCUCGCAACUCCACAAUCAGAACCAGAAGUUCCCGCAAGCAACCCAGCUGAAGGCUGGCCAGAUGGUAGUCCUCAAGGAGGACAACAAGGCGGCAAUCGAGUGGCCUCUUGCCCGCAUCGUCGAGGUCUACCCGGGCCCUGAUGGCGUCGUCCGGGUCGUGAAGCUGCGCCUGCCGAACGGUGCUGUCUACAAGCGACAAGCAUCCCGAGUUUGCUUGCUGCCUUUCGAGAGGGACUCGAUCGGGCAGACUCCGAACGCCUUCAACCCUCAACCGUCACAAGGCGCACCGUAA